Entamoeba invadens IP1 is the source of this 1266-nucleotide messenger RNA. RefSeq lists its product as hypothetical. Bases 1 to 1266 code for a protein of 421 amino acids. The record is from RefSeq and is a predicted model, not a curated record. The transcript has a single exon. Lineage: Eukaryota; Evosea; Mastigamoebida; Endamoebidae.
AUGUCAUUCAUAUUUUAUUGUAUUCUUUUUGUGAUUUCUGUUGCGUACGAUCAGCCAAUUGAUUCUUCUUCGAGCGAAUCCCCACCAAAUCCAACCAAUUUAGCAAGAAGAAAAAGUUUAUCAACGGGUGAUGUUUCAAAGGAGACGAAAAAGAAAAUUGAUGAACAAAAAACAAUGGGAGGGUCAACAGGUCAAAUGAGCAAAAAGCACUUUGUUAAAAAUCCUUUUACAAAAAGAAAACUUAAAAAACAAAUAGAACUACUUCCUGGAAGUAGUGAAGGUGCAGUGGGUGGUAUUGAACCAAAAGAAGAAUCAGAAGAAGUUGUUGUUAAACCAAGAACAAGAAGUUUCACAGCCGGUCCUGUCCAGCUUCGUGCAAAAAGAAAAGGUGAGAAAAAGAAGAGACCUGGUUCGACACCAAUACCUGAAACGGAACAUGUGGCUCCAGCUUUAGUGAGAAGUAAAUCAUCUGAAAAUCUACACUCUAUUGUUGUAAAACAUUCCGAAAUACCAAUGUUCGAACUUUUUGAUGGUUUAAGAUUGUUGAUAAUGGUAAUGCAAGACCAAUUGUUUGAUUGGUGUGACUUGUUGCAUUUAAUGGCAAGCAGACUCAAAACAUAUAAAAUUACUAAUCAAAGAAUUCCAGUCAAUUUACUAAACAUCGAAAGUGAGUUUCGUAUUUUAAUUGAACAAUUGAAACAAAUAUUGAAAGAAGGAAUAGUCAAUCAAGAAAAUGCAAAAACUGUUGCUGUUUUAAUACUUAGACAACUUGAUAUGCAGUCUUUAAGCAAUCUUGUAAGUUACCAUCGAGAUAUUUUAAUGGUAUAUGAGGGUUUAUUCUUCGCUACUUUAAAACCUCAAACAACAAAAACACUUGGCAAUCAACUUGUAAUUCCACAUACACUCUUCAAAAAAAUAUUACAAAUGUUAUCAACUUUUGUAAGAUAUUUCCCUCAAAGUAAAAUAGUUGAAAAGGCUAAAAACGCUCUUGUUCUCUUUAUAGAAGAGUUAAAAAUAACCAACCUAAACAUAGAACAGCGAUUCUUUGCUAAAGAAAACAAAGCACGAUUUGAGCUUUCUAAGUUUAGCUUAGAAAGGUAUAAAUUAGAAGGUGAUCAAAGAUUGUUAUUCUGGAAAUCAAAAGAUGAAAGAAAGGCACUUGCUUCACGUCCACUCCCACCACUUCCAAUCACUCCUUUACAACACCCAACCACUUCAGAUUCUGAUGAUAGUGACAAAGAAGGUAUUUAUACAAAAGUAAAGUAA